AUGUUAGCUUCAAAGACGGUAGUGUUGAGAACUUCAGAUGGCGAGACCUUCGAGGUGGAAGAGGCUGUGGCGUUGGAGUCGCAGACCAUCAAGCACAUGAUUGAAGAUGAUUGUGCCGAUUCCGUUAUUCCUCUACCAAACAUAGCCAGCAAGAUCUUACCCAUGAUCAUCGAGUAUUGCAAGAAGCACGUCGAGACUGCCAAGUCCGAAGACAAGACUUCCGAUGCUUUCGAAACCUUUAAGGCAAACUUCGUCAAAGACGUCGACCAGGCCACUCUCUUCGAUCUCAUCUUGGGUGCAAACUACUUGAACAUUAAGAACUUGUUAGAUCUGACAUGUCAAGCAGUGGCGGAUAUAAUCAAAGGAAUGACUCCAGAGGAAGUUCGUAAUAUUUUUAACAUCAAAAAUGACUACACUCCUAAGGAAGAAGAGGAUGUCCGCAAGGAGAAUCUAUGGGCGUUUGAGUGAAACAUGAAGCAGUUAUGGGAUGAAUUUUUAUUUUUUAUUUUUAUUUUUAUUUUUUUUUGGGUUGUUAAUACCCAUGAUAGGAUUGCUAUAUAUAUAUAUAUAUAUAUAUAUGCUAUUUAAAUUCAUGAUUUUGUUUUUGGGAUAAUUACAUUGACCUCCCUUGAAGGUUUGUAAAUAUACAGUGACCUCCCCUCAUAUUUGCCAAAUAACACUGACCUCCCUUGAAAUAUGUAUACUGCUAACAUGGAACUCCCCCCUUAAUGAAAACACUGUUUACUAA
Cornus florida is the source of this 748-nucleotide messenger RNA. RefSeq names its product SKP1-like protein 1A. The record is from RefSeq and is a predicted model, not a curated record. Gene Ontology annotation, molecular function: cullin family protein binding. Gene Ontology annotation, cellular component: cytoplasm; nucleus. Lineage: Eukaryota; Viridiplantae; Streptophyta; Magnoliopsida; Cornales; Cornaceae. The coding region runs from base 1 to 468 and encodes 155 amino acids. The transcript is spliced from 2 exons. Gene Ontology annotation, biological process: SCF-dependent proteasomal ubiquitin-dependent protein catabolic process.